AUGCAAUCCUGGUCGGAAAUGCAAAAGAGAAGACUCGCCAAGGUGGAACAUUUUUUCUUUAUGCGCGUCUUGUUUUUUUCGUUAAUUUUAGUCACUUAACUAAACCGAAGCCUCGACGACGUGUCUGGCAUUAGCCGCAUUACGGACUCAAACAUCAGUCUUCAAGUCUCAGCACUCGUUGAAAGUUUGCGACCUACUUUAGCCUAGCCUAGCUGGCCAACCGCUAACAAAGCUGCAAGGCACGUCGUUAACCGUUCAGAAAAUGUCCGGUGUUCUGUCAAAAUUUGCUCCCUUAUAAAAUUUUGCUCCCAAAGCUUCUGUGGCGCUGAAAAUGCCCUCUUUUACAUUCAGUUGGACUCUCAAUGUUAUCCAAAGGUGCUAACCAAACUAGAUACAUCAUAAACAUACAUGAGCAGCACGAAAAUGGCGUAAAUUAAUACUUAAUGACACGGCGAAGUCGUUAACAGUGAGAGCGCGGGGUGCAGUUGCUGUGUGCAGCUAACAUGGUAGGAUGUGUCUGAGAACUUUUGUACAUGUCUUUACAUGAUCAAACUUAAGUAAAUAUUCCUUUCUUUAAAGAAAGUUUGUAGCGUUUACUUUGGAAUCGCUGCAUUCGCGGCCAUUUUUAACGUUACGCGCAUGCGCAAAACCGCAAGGUAGCAAUUUUUGAUGGGUUGCAAAAUUUGUGAACACCGGCAGAACGACGCCGGCUGCAGUAAAGUUCGAGGAGGUAAAAGAGGAGCCACCACGUCAAAAACACUCGACUGUGUGCAAAAUAAUGCACGCAAAGGUCCUUCACAGAUUAGAAGGAGUCUGAGGAUGAGGAAGAGUCACUAUACGUCAAGAACGUAGAGGAAGAAUUCGUUCACAUUAAAGAGGAACAGGAGGAGUAUUUCAUUGAAAUGGAGAACACUCAAAUUGAGAAGCAGCAGCAACCUCAUCCCCUCAAAAAGGGGGAAGAGCACCCUCCAUAUGUUAAAGUGGAGGUGAUAGACAUCCCCAUGUGGACUGGUGAACCCUUGAAGGGUGAAGAUGGAGGUCCGAGUGAGGCCAGCACAGGGGCAGAGCCUCCGUCUGGCAGCAGGAGCAGUUCAAAAGAAGGAUUCCAAGCUGACAACCUCUUCGUUCGACCAGCAGGGAGUGACGACUUCACAUCACACUCGCUGUUCUGUUUCAGCAAAUAUCUUGGUCCUGACGCUCAACAGCUUAAGAGAGAAGUACAACUUCCAAUCAAAAAGGAGGAGGUAGAGCUGCCAUACGUUAAAGAGGAGGACAAUAUCACCAUGUCGAGUGGAUUCAGCAAAUAUCUUGGUCCUGAGUGGCAGGAGUCUGAGUCUCCUGCCAUUAAAGAGGAAUUGGAGCACCUGCAAAUGAAACGGGAAGAGCCAGAGCACCCUCAACAGCAAAAGAGAGCAGAACAACUUCCAAUCAAAAAGGAGGAGGUAGAGCUGCCAUACGUUAAAGAGGAGGACAAUAUCACCAUGUCGACUGGUGAGCCCUUGAAUAGCGAGGAUGGUCCAAGUGAGGCCAGCAGAGGGACGGAGCCUCCAAGCAGCAGCUCAACGGAAGGACGGCAAGCACACAUUUUCAUUGCACCAUCAGAUAGAAAUGGCGCCACGUCACACUCACCUUACAAAGAUGAUGGUCAGAAGACAUCUCACUGUGGGAAAACCUUUGCUAAUAACUAUACUUGUCGUAUGCAUAUGAGCAGCCACACUGGUGAAAAACCCUUUUCCUGCUCAGAUUGUGGUAAAAAAUUCACUCAGAAGAGAAACUUAAAAGUACACACAAGAACCCACACUGGUGAAAAACCCUUUUCCUGCUCAGAUUGUGGUAAAAAAUUCUCUGAAAAAGGCGCCUUGAAAAGACACACAAGAACCCACACUGGUGAAAAACCCUUUUCCUGCUCAGAUUGUGGUAAAAAAUUCUCUGAAAAAGGCACCUUGAAACAACACGCAAGAACCCACACUGGUGAAAAACAUUUUUCCUGCUCAGUUUGUGGUCAAGGAUUCGUUCAAAAACAACAAUUGCAAAGACACAAAAGAACCCACACUUGUGAAAAACCUUUUUCUUGCUCAGUUUGUGGUAAAAAAUUCUCUGAAAAAGCCACCUUGAAAAAUCACACAAGAACCCACACUGGUGAAAAACCUUUUUCCUGCUCAGUUUGUGGUCAAGGAUUCACUCGAAGUGACCACUUAACCGUACACACAAGAACCCACACUGGUAAAAAACCCUUUUCCUGCUCAGAUUGUGGUAAAAAAUUCUCUGUAAAAGGCGCCUUGAAAAACCACACAAGAACCCACACUGGUGAAAAACCCUUUUCCUGCUCAGAUUGUGGUAAAAAAUUCUCUUUAAAAGGCGCCUUGAAAAACCACACAAGUACCCACACUGGUGAAAAACCUUUUUCCUGCUCAGUUUGUGGUCAAGGAUUCACUCGAAGUCACCACUUAACCGUACACACAAGAACCCACACCGGUGAAAAACCGUUUUCCUGCUCAGAUUGUGGAAAAAGAUUCACUGAGAAGAGCACCUUAAACACACACAAAAGAACUCACACUGGUGAAAAACCCUUUUUCUGCUCAGUUUGUGGUCAAGGAUUCAGUGAUAAGAGUGUCUUAAAAGUACACACAAGAACCCACACUGGUGAAAAACUUUUUUCCUGCUCAGUUUGUGGUCAAGGAUUCACUCGAAGUCACCACUUAACCGUACACACAAGAACCCACACUGGUGAAAAACCAUUUGUCUGCUCAGAUUGUGGAAAAAAAUUCUCUGUAAAAGGUGCCUUGAAAAAACAUACAAGUACCCACACUGGUGAAAAACCCUUUUCCUGCUCAGAUUGUGGUAAAAAAUUCUCUGUAAAAUACGCCCUAAAAGUACACACAAGAACCCACACUGGUGAAAAACCAUUUUCCUGCUCAGAUUGUGGUCAAGAAUUCAGUUAUCAGAGUACCUUAGAAGUACACACAAGAACCCACACUGGUGAAAAACCUUUUUCCUGCUCAGUUUGUGGUCAAGGAUUCACUCAAAGUCACCACUUAACCGUACACACAAGAAUCCACACUGGUGAAAAACCGUUUUCCUGCUCAGAUUGUGGAAAAAGAUUCACUGAGAAGAGUGCCUUAAACACACACAAAAGAACCCACACUGGUGAAAAACCUUUUUCCUGCUCAGUUUGUGGUCAAGGAUUCACUCAAAGUCACCACUUAAUCGUACACACAAGAAUCCACACUGGUGAAAAACCGUUUCCCUGCUCAGAUUGUGGAAAAAGAUUCACUGAGAAGAGAGCCUUAAACACACACAAAAGAACCCACACUGGGGAAAAACCUUUUUCCUGCUCAGCUUGUGGUCAAAAAUUCGCUUGCAAGGAUCAGAUUAACAGACAUGUGUGUAUUGGUGUGAGAAGCAGUGGCCAAUGACUGUUUUAUCCUGUCAUCCAUGCUGCCUUUAUCAGAUUGUGCACUGCCAGUGGCAGUUCCUCUCUGGCUGGAGACACAGGCCCACAUAUUUUGUCUCACACAUCCAGGCAGUGCUCCUCUGCAGAGUUGGCGCCCCAUGCCGGCUCUGUGAUUUCGGUCUAUGACCACACUGGAAUCUCCACAGUCCUCUCCAGGACAUAGGUCAGGUAGAAGACGAGUACUUAUUUCAUUGUCAUUUCAUAACACAUACACAGUAAAUGUGUUCCUCAUUACAACACAAACUGUAGCAAAGUUGUACCAGGGAUGAAAGUGGCUAGAAGUUUCUUGCUGGAACUCCCUGACGUAGU
Molecule: messenger RNA, 3763 nt
Organism: Corythoichthys intestinalis (scribbled pipefish)
Lineage: Eukaryota; Metazoa; Chordata; Actinopteri; Syngnathiformes; Syngnathidae
Product: oocyte zinc finger protein XlCOF6-like
Exons: 4
Coding region: 903-3416 (837 amino acids)
Biological process (GO): regulation of transcription by RNA polymerase II
Cellular component (GO): nucleoplasm
Molecular function (GO): DNA-binding transcription repressor activity, RNA polymerase II-specific; RNA polymerase II cis-regulatory region sequence-specific DNA binding
Source: RefSeq, a predicted model, not a curated record